Molecule: messenger RNA, 2747 nt
Organism: Trachemys scripta elegans
Lineage: Eukaryota; Metazoa; Chordata; Testudines; Emydidae
Product: polymeric immunoglobulin receptor-like
Exons: 5
Coding region: 18-938 (306 amino acids)
Cellular component (GO): cell surface
Molecular function (GO): signaling receptor activity
Source: RefSeq, a predicted model, not a curated record
CACAAUUCUUUGACACCAUGGAGAGCAGAGUGGAGGGGCAGAGUCUCGUUGUUGAGUGUUACUACAGUACAUGGUAUUACAGUGGAUCGGAGAAAGCCUGGUGCCAGCUGAGAGAUGAGAAAUGCUCUCCCAUAGUUAACACCUCUUACACAUCAUCACGUAGAUACCAAACCAGGGUUACCUCUGGAAGAGCCAUGAUAGAGGAUGACACCCACAAUGGGAUUAUAACCAUCACCAUGGAGAAGCUGCAGGUGCAGGACUCCGGCCUGUACUGGUGUGCGCGCUAUGACCCGCCCAAUACACUGUUUCCACUAAGGACAAUUAAAUUGGACGUUUUCAAGGUCCAAGAAUACGAUGCUAUGGAGGGACGGAGUCUCUCUGUCCAGUGUCCAUACAACACACAGGAUUACAAAGAGAAGAAAGCCUGGUGCCGAAGAACAGUUCAGAAUGAGUGUGAUGUAUUGGUCAACACUGAUCACAGGUACUAUCAAAACAGGGCUCAGAAAGGUAAAGCCAGGAUACGUGACGACAGCCAGAAAGGGAUUGUUACUAUCACCAUGGAGAAACUACAGGUAGACGAUGCAGGGGUGUACUGGUGUGUGUGCUACGAACCUCCCAGGCUUUACAGAAUAAUUGAAGUUAAACUGGCUGUUGCUAAGGCUACAUCUACAAGUGACGUCGGAGUUACCUCAAGCACAGGUCACACCCACCUAAUCACCCCAGCAGACAGCAGCUACCUCGACUCGAAAUCUACCUUCCUUUGGUUGGGAGUUGGCUUCCUGAUCAACAAGACCCUGUUAGCUGUGAUGAUAGCUCUCCCAGUGAGAAGAAGAAACCGCCUCGGAGGAAGCACCCAGACACCAAUAAAUCUUGAAUUCAUGGGCAAAAGGACAGCUGAAGCCAGCACUGGAGACCUGUCUGAGGGGGUGAGGACUUGAUACAAAUGUCCUCCUCCGGAAGCAUCUCUGUACUUGAACUUGACGAUGUCAUUCCUGCCAAGGCUCUGAGCAGAAGCGAGUGCCCAUUCCACACAUUGUAUCCGAGCCUUCAUCCCUAUAUACACCACCCCCUCUCUACACUGCGUACCCCAGACUUCAUACCCAAUAGCAUGGAGAGAGGAUGCAGAAUAAUGUAGCUCCUUACCUAAGCUCCCCUUCCCUUGCAGACCCUGGGAUAUGAGCUGGGCUCUCUCCCACCUCAGCAAUUUUACACCUAAUAAUGCUUCAGUGGUUCCCUGAUAUCCAUGAGGAAGAAGCAAUCCACCACUUUCUUUCUGAGUUGCUCUUCCAGCUGGGUUGGAACGCCCUCCCCGCCUGCACACACUUGAGUAAUAUUGAAUCGCUUUGGGAAAUCUGGCUAGGUACAAAUGAUGCUUUCCAGUUUGAGUUUAUGAACAGUCUGUAUCUUUAUGUCUUAUGACUGCCUUUGACUGUGUUCUGCCUCAUGCUCCAUGUGUUAAGAGGAGAGGGGCACUAGCAUGUCCAUAGACAGGUUGAUCAUUAUAGACUAGCAGCACCAGAACAGAUCUUACUCGGGGAGAACACGGGAGUAACUGCAUGAUAGAUUAAGUUCGCUUUCUCCAAUUUCUCUGACUGGGGCACUGGGGGCUUGAAGGAAUGGAAUUUUCCCAGAAGCAGAACAAAGAGAUCCAGUGUUAGCGCGGGGUCUUAAAAACUGCAGCAGCUUAGAGAUUCAGGAGGGACUCAACAGAAGCUUGGACAGCAGAGAAUAGCAGAGGGACAUGCUUUCAUAGCUGGGGGGUCCUGUUGAACUGUGGGACCAGCUGAGGAAGAAGGAAGCUGGCUGAAGAGGAGAGAGACAUUGUGAUUCGGAGGAGGAGCCACAUGCAGGAGAUGGGAUCCUGGACUCAUAGUGGGCUCCGACUUAAGCUCAAAGAAUGCUCAAGAAUGGUUAGCAAUCUGAAGCAGGGAACUGCACACAGAUGUCAUUGUUUGGACUACAUCUCUAUAUGUCUUGUUUGGGAGCUUUUGCAAAGUCAGUGUGUUAUGUGCUUCUCCUGUCACGUGUCCCUAGAGAGGUCACCUGUAACCCAGAGCACCCACAAAGUUGGAGCUCUUGGAAAGGGGGAGCUUAAACUACUGGAAUGGCCGUGGGAUCCUGGAGGCCUAGAGUGGCUGGACUGCGAGCCCCCAUUUCCAUGAAGUGUGCCAGAGAGGCCAAAGAAAGAGGCAGUGCUGGAGCCUACUCAACCUUGGAAAGUUUAAAGCACAUGGCUCUAGACCCAUGCACAGUAGCCUGGUGAGUGUCCGGCAGAGAGAGCUUUAGCGGGGCUGUGACAAAUAUCCACGGAAGCUCUCUGCUGUAUUGGCUGCAGACGGGCCCAGUUUCAUAGGAUUGACAACAGUCCCGUAUCUUUAGGGAUGCCCCUUAUUUAAAUAAAAAAUUGCCUGUCCCAAACUAAAUCAGUACUGAGAGCCUUUUAUCAUCUGUUUCAAUGUAGAGUGUUGCCAGAGCAGUCCAGAAUUUGGCCUGGCCUCCCCUCUGUCAUGCACGGAGGGGCAGCCAGGUCAAAUUUGAGUAACACUGACAGAGGGGCACUGCCAAGAAACUGGUCCUGUAUUUUUUAAAUAGAAUGUUGGCGACCCUACUGUCACUCCAUGUGCUGUACAAUGCUGAAAGCUGUAACAACUCUGUUAAACUGAAAAUAUGAAGUAUGAACACUGGCAACACCCAUUUUUUCAUGUUCUUUGUGUGUAUAUAUUUUCCUACUGUAUCUUCCACUGCAU